AUGUCCAUCGACAACAAGCCGCCGAACCCUCACCGGGAUGAGAGCGAGGAGUCGACUGGUUCCACUCCGGAGAGGGAGCAGAUCCCUUCCAUGACUGCCGGCAGCGGUAGCACAAUCAUCAACGUCUCUCAAGAUGGCCAGCAACCCAAGCGAAAGGGUGGCCGCAAGCCAAUCUAUGCGACAUCUGAAGAGCGCAAACAGCGCAACAGACAAGCUCAGGCUGCCUUUCGCGAGCGUCGCACCGAGUACAUUAAGCAACUAGAGGAAACUAUUCGUGUCCAUGAGUCCAACCUGCAUAAUCUACAGGCUGCGCAUCGCACUGCCGCCGAAGAAUGUCUGAUGCUCCGCUACAAGAACUCGCUACUCGAGCGCAUCCUUCUUGAGAAGGGCAUCGAUGUCCAAGCCGAGCUUCAAGCCAAAACCGGCAGUCCCAACUUGGCACCUACUCAUAUGCCACAGAACCUGGUACAGCCGCCUCCCCUUCAACGCACCAUGAUGCACCGGCACCAUGCGCGCAAGUCUAGCAUUGCUCCCAAGACUGAGCCCGGCACCGCUCUUCCGCCGCCCCUACAGCCUCACAAGACUGCGCCAUCUCCAAAGAAUCGACCUGCGCCCUCAUCUCACGCCAACUCCCCCAAUACCGCGAGCUCGGCCUUUUCUCCUGCGGCCUCUGAUACCAUGUCUAUGAGAGGGUCCAUCUCUGGGCUAUCCCGGCAGCAGAUGACUCCCAUUUCCAUCACGACGCCCUCAGCGAGGCAGCCAAUGAUGCAAACUGGGAAUCGCGGGGCGAUGGGCUCUGGUGCAUCGUUCUAUCCGACACCCUCAUUCCAGAAUCAUAUUGAGCAACUGGAGCAAGAAUAUGAAGCCGAUAUGGUCGAUGAUUCAGAGAUUGAGACGCCUAGUGGCCCCGGCCCAUACCCUGGCGGCUUCAACGGCGAACAACAACCGAUGCUUCUUUCACCAGCUUCCACCGGGCCAGGACACCAAGUCACGACCGGCUCCCAGUAUCCCUCAAUGACGCAGCUGUUGGACCAGCAACCCGACUGGGAUCCCUUCGGCCUCAGUGCUAGCAUGGCUUUCCCGAAUCAGCCGUUUCAAUUCGAUCAGACACACUUGAGGUGA
Messenger RNA from Trichoderma breve, 1122 nucleotides. Its product is annotated as bZIP transcription factor domain-containing protein. The coding region runs from base 1 to 1122 and encodes 373 amino acids. The transcript is spliced from 4 exons. NCBI's taxonomy places the organism in Eukaryota, Fungi, Ascomycota, Sordariomycetes, Hypocreales, Hypocreaceae. Gene Ontology annotation, cellular component: RNA polymerase II transcription regulator complex. The record is from RefSeq and is a predicted model, not a curated record. Gene Ontology annotation, molecular function: DNA-binding transcription activator activity, RNA polymerase II-specific; transcription cis-regulatory region binding.